AUUGUGUUAAGACUACACGCCUCAGAGAAGCCAUGAACGGACCCAAUUUCUAUAUUCUGCUUCUUGCUGGUGUCUUGGUCAACGGGCAAGGCGUCCGAUGGGAAAACCAAUUUGACCAGCCCUUACAUUUUAACUGCCCUUCAAAACAAUCCAUCUCUUACAUAAACAGUCAGCAUAACAACGCCUAUGAAGACCGUGUGUGGGGCUUUGAGUGCACAAACACGUUUGUCAAUGAGCCCAUAUGCCACUGGUCUCCUUACGUCAAUAACUUCGACCAGGAGUUCACCUUUGAAUGCCCCAAAAACUAUGUCCUCACCGGGAUGAACAGCUAUCAUUCCAACCGCCAUGAGGACAGAAGGUGGAAGUUCUACUGCUGUCGAGCCAUCAGCUACUGUAACCUGAAGUGUCAGUGGACCCCUUACAUCAACAACUUUGAUGAGGACAUCUCUUGGCAUGUCCCUAGCCAGAACUACCUAGUUGGGGCCGGAAGCUACCAUUCCAAUCCUCAUGAAGAUCGUCGCUGGAGAUACCAGUACUGCACACAGAAGGCAUACUGCUGAUAUUACGGCUGAUUAUUCCAUUCUUGAAUUAAGAUUGCCUAUUGCCUUCUUUCUUGUGUUUCAUUUAAUUAUUUUUUCCAUUGCAUAUUCAUAUCAAGCCACUGAGUCUGAGUAGAAGUAAAAAUAAAUGUUAUAUUUUUGGGG
Messenger RNA from Salmo salar (Atlantic salmon), 704 nucleotides. RefSeq names its product Hemagglutinin/amebocyte aggregation factor (gene haaf). Gene Ontology annotation, cellular component: extracellular matrix. NCBI's taxonomy places the organism in Eukaryota, Metazoa, Chordata, Actinopteri, Salmoniformes, Salmonidae. The record is from RefSeq and is marked provisional. Gene Ontology annotation, biological process: collagen fibril organization.